AUGUGGUUCAGAGGUGAUCUGGUCCACUGUCCAAACCUCGGAGAGCUCAAUGUCCUCUAUGACUAUAUCCUAGGCGUCGACCAAUCAGGCUACAUAGCCUAUGUUGCACCCGCGACUACCGCAGAAUCAUUGGCGAUUAUUCACGCCUCCAAAGAACCCAUUAUCCUCGUCCCCCGAGGCUCGUUUCUUCUGCCAACCUUCUGUGACUUGCACCUGCACGCGCCUCAAUUUCUGUAUCAGGGCACUGGCCUGCAUCUGCCGUUGAUGGAGUGGCUCAACGAAUAUGCUUUCAGGGCUGAGGAAAGUCUCGAUGCGAACCCCAUACUUGCUGAGAAGGUAUAUCGGCGGCUGGCGACCAGGCUCAUCGAGAAUGGCACCGGUGCUGUGCUGCUUUUCGGAACAAUCAAGACGGAGACAAACAUAAUCCUUGCACGUGUCAUGCAAGAGGCUGGGCUAAGAGCCUUUGUCGGAAAGCUCUCCAUGGACAUCUCGUCACGCGCGACAUACGUCGAGCAGUCUGCUGAAAGCUCGCUCCACUCUGCCCGUUCCUUUGUAGACCAAUGUCACAACCUAUGCGCACACAUGCCUGCCCAUGAGCGGCUCGUUGAGCCGGUCAUAACACCCAGGUUCGUCCCCACUUGUUCGGACGGACUUCUCGAAGGCCUGGGGAAACUUGCCGCAGAGAAAACCCUGCGAGUACAGAGCCACAUGGCUGAAGCGCAUGACCAGAUGGACUGGGUCCGGCGCGAACGCGGCGCCGACGACGUAGAUAUCUUCGCGCGUCACGGUCUCCUGACGCCCCGCACCGUGCAGGCGCACUGCACCUUCCUCGGCGCGCCUGCACUGAGCGACAUCGCUCGCCGCGGGACUGCGGUCGCACAUUGCCCGCUCUCGAACGCGUACUUCUCCGCGCAGCCGUUCCGCUUGCGCGAGGCGCUCCAGCGCGGCGUGCGCGUCGGCCUCGGCACGGACAUCGCAGGCGGGUACGACGUGGACAUCAUGGGCUCCAUGCGGCAGGCCGUCGCGGUCUCCCGGAUGCGCGAAGGCGCUCGAAUUAUGGCAGAUACCAACGAAGACGGCCAGGUUGCAGAGGGAGCCAGGCAAGUGAACUUGGCGGUGGACUGGAAAGAGGCCCUGUAUCUCGCGACGCGCGGUGGUGCACUUGCGCUAGGGCUGCCGGCUGGUUGUGGCACCUUCACGGUGGGCGCCCCAUUUGACGCGCAAUUCAUCCGUGUCUUCAGCGAGACAACAGGAGAAGGGAUUGGGUCGCUGGAUUUCUUUGAUACAGAUAAGAAUGCAGCGAAACGGAAGACACUGGCCGUUGACAUGAUCGAGAAGUGGUGGUGUCUUGGUGACCACAGGAACCGCGAGGGCAUGUGGGUGCAAGGGAGAAAGGUCAGUGCACCCUGA
This is a messenger RNA of Postia placenta MAD-698-R-SB12, 1410 nucleotides long. RefSeq lists its product as hypothetical. The coding region runs from base 1 to 1410 and encodes 469 amino acids. Gene Ontology annotation, cellular component: cytosol. Gene Ontology annotation, molecular function: zinc ion binding; guanine deaminase activity. Gene Ontology annotation, biological process: guanine metabolic process. NCBI's taxonomy places the organism in Eukaryota, Fungi, Basidiomycota, Agaricomycetes, Polyporales, Adustoporiaceae. The transcript is spliced from 5 exons. The record is from RefSeq and is a predicted model, not a curated record.